This is a messenger RNA of Thalassophryne amazonica, 1725 nucleotides long. It is a transcript of the gene tmem9b, whose product is annotated as TMEM9 domain family, member B. The record is from RefSeq and is a predicted model, not a curated record. Gene Ontology annotation, cellular component: lysosomal membrane. Gene Ontology annotation, biological process: positive regulation of canonical NF-kappaB signal transduction. Bases 140 to 703 code for a protein of 187 amino acids. NCBI's taxonomy places the organism in Eukaryota, Metazoa, Chordata, Actinopteri, Batrachoidiformes, Batrachoididae. The transcript is spliced from 5 exons.
UUAGGCGGAAGUUGUAUGUCAGCUGAUCUGCUGGAUGUGUUUGUUUAUUGUAUGGCUAACCCGUGUUAGCCAUAUUGUUGGCGUUGUUUUUGGAGAUAAUUGAACUUAAUCGACCAAGUUUUAGUCACAGGCUGUGAAUAUGAAUUGUUCAUUAGCUGUCGAGUUUUUCUUAUUUGCGUGUGUUAUGCUUUUGUUACCAGUGACGGGGAAGAAUUCUGAAGAUAUUCGCUGUAAAUGCAUCUGCCCUCCAUACAGAGAAAUCAAAGGACACAUCUACACACGGAACGUUUCGCUCAAAGACUGUAACUGCCUCCAUGUAGUUGAGCCAAUGCCAGUUGGUGGGAAUGAUGUGGAGGCGUACUGCUUACACUGUGAGUGCAAAUACGAAGAGAGGAGCUCAGACACCAUUAAGGUUACCAUCAUCAUAUACCUGUCUAUUUUGGGCCUACUACUUCUCUAUAUGAUGUACCUGACUCUCCUGGAGCCCAUGCUGAAGAGGCGUCUCUUUGGACACUCGCAGCUUAUCCAAAGUGAUGACGAUGUUGGGGACCAGCAGCCUUUUGCCAAUGCUCACAAUGUGUUGUCACGGUCUCAUUCUCGGUCGAACAUGCUAAACAAAGUGGAGCACGCCCAGCAACGCUGGAGGAGGCAGGUCCAAGAACAGAGGAAGUCAGUGUUCGACCGCCAUGUUGUUCUCAGUUAAACUGCCCUGCGUGUGAGACUUCCUGGUGGAUCAUAAGCACUGUGACAACACCCCAGUUCGUCUCUCUCUCUCUCUCUUGUUUGUAUCUCAAUUAAGCUAAAUGCUUCUGAGGUGAAUGUGGUCACGAAGUCUUGAGUUUUGUUGAGCAGAAACCGCUCUCAGUGUAUCGUCUUACCUGGGAUCUGUUUGGUUCUCAACUCUUCAGACAGCACAAAAAGAUUUACAGUGAAAUAAUUUUUGUUUAGUGAGCAGCAGUUCUGUUCAGGCUAAAUAAGUGCCAAGUAAGCAGAGAAUUGCGAUGAAGGAUUGAUGUUGGAGACUAACAGUUUAGGCAAACGUAAGUUGCACAUUUUUAUUUUUCUCCCCUCUUUAGUUUUCCUAACAGUUUUGUUGGUUUGCAGCAGUUUCAGAUUGGGUUGUCAGCCUGUUACUAGCCAUGUUUCACAGGACAAGUAGAACAUCUGGAUUGUUGGGUUGGUGCUGCAGCUGGAUAAAUGGACCAUAUUGUUGUUGGUGCUUCUCAACUUCCAAAACAUGCAAUAUGCAAGCUACGGGGGUCAGGGAAUGGUGUUAAAUUCGUACAUUUUAGUUGUAUUUGAAAAUGCAUGUUCUAGCAUAAAAAUUUCAUAUAAACAUGUUUUCAGUUCUUCCCUCCUGUAAUAUUUUGUAACUGCUAUGAAAUGUUGUUUAACAGAUUACAUUAAAUCUGAUAAAUGACUCUAGUGUCACUGAAGGUGAAUUUCUUUGUAAUGUCAAAGUAAACUUGCAGUAGCUGUGCUAUUAAGCGUCCCCUCCCCUUCUUACUCUACUUUGAAGGUCUUAAUGCACCCAUGCCCUAUUGUAAUGUCAUUUGGUGUAACAGUUGUAUUAUCAGCAUUCUGCGUAAUAUUGACACACAGUGUUGAACAUAUGACAGGAUGGUGUUAUACUGAGUUACAGUACAUAGGCGUGGCCUGUUGACGUGUUAACUAUUGUGUAUGUGAAACCUUUAACUUUGAAAUAAAUUUAUGUAAUAUUGGUGA